AUGAUUCAACGAUUGAGUGAUCCAACCUCGACCCUCGAAGCACAACUUGGUACGGAUCCACAGCACAUUCUAGCCAGCGCCACACCUCUCCACGGAGAAGACUUGAUCAAUCCCUUCUCUCCUCCUUCCUCUCUUCGAAUUCAAGACUUGUCCCCUCUUCGAAAUUACAAACAACAACGACAAGCUUCUGUUGGAUCUCCACAAUCCAAAAUUCUCAAUAACAACCAUUCAUCACCUUUGAAACAACAACUUGCAACUCCUCAAAAAAGACAAUCCCCAAAUUCCAACCUUUCCAAAACUUUGAAGAAAUCUCAAAUUAUUCAUUCUCGAUCUCGUGCCUUUGAGAAAUCUCCUGAAGGUUCUCAGUUUUAUAGAAAUCAAUCAGUAUUGUUUGAUUUGAAUUCUCCUUUGGAAAAUAAGGAAAAUGACAUGGAAAUUAGUCCAGGAAAUGAAUCGUCUCCAAAAUCUCUAAAUUUGGGAAACAAGACUCAAUCGACUUCUCCUUAUAGAAAAGUAUUGAGUCCCAUCUCACCGAAUCAACUCAUGGAAGACUCUCCUCAGAAUCAUCCUUCUUCAACUCACACGUUGACUGAUCUUCAACGUAAAAAACCAGCUUCCAGAUAUUCUCCAUAUAUGGUAAACAGUCCACAACAACCAUCCAAAUCCUCUCUUCGUUCCAUGAAUCAUCAUCAUUCACCUCGCCUCAAUCACUCUCCUCUUCUCAGAUUUGCCACUACCACUGGUUCUCAAAAAAAGAAAUCUCCAUUGUACUUGUCUUCUCAACAUCAUGUGAAAACUCCAAUUCAUCAUCGAAAACGAAAUCCCUCUCCAAAGAAUUCAAUUUCUCAGCAACAACACUCUUCCAACAAUAACCAUCCAAACAACAAUCAUACUCUGCCAGUGACCAUGAAACCCAUUCAAUUCGAACCUCCCACGUCAAGUGUCAAUGAUUGUUCUCCAAUUGCAUCGUGUCAACAACCAAAAGCAAAUUCUUCUAAUGCUCGCUUCGUUCAAUCUCCAUUCAAAACUCCAAGUUAUUACAAAAAGAGACAAGCAUUGGCUGAGGAUCUUUCCUUGGCCUAUGAAGAUUCUUAUUCUCGAAGCGCGAAAAAGAAUGCAUUGAAAAAUCCAUUCACUUCACCAAAUAUUCAUUCGAAUGGAUCGAAUAGUUUUAAACAAAUUCAUGUCAUUCCAGAUAAGGCGUAUAAAAUGAUGGUUGGUAAUGCUCAACAACAAAUGAAUGAGAAAAUUCAUGAAAUUGAACAACAACAACAACAAUCGAAAAAGAAAUCUCUGAUUCGUUCCAUGAAGGAUUAUAGAAAGAACAAGUUGGAAAGUUUGAAAAAUAAGUUGAGAGAACAACGAACUUUGUUUAUGCAGAAUCAUCAUCAUCACGGUCACUCCAAUGAUGGGACUUCCCUUAAAUGUACAAAUAUGGAAACUAUGCAACAUUUGACAGCUCAGCAGGCAAGCUCUUCUUUUUCAAGUACAGGAAGUGAUAAAAAGAAAUCUCCAGCACGUAAGAGAAAAUACGAUGAAACCGAUGAAAAUCUUCAAGGAGGUGCCAGUAUGGUUCGUUCUUUAGGAGCUGUUUUAACUCAAAAUCCUUCUCAAGAACCUUCCAUGUUGACUCUAGAAACCAAUUCACGUAAAGAUUUACAAAGUUCCAAUGCUCUACCUGCUCAAUCUGCUUUACUAAAUUCCUUCAUGCAAGAUCAAGAUGAAGGAUUGAAUCCUGUUGACAGUGAUCAUGACAAUGACGAUGACGACCAUAGUAUCAAUGAAGAAGUAAUUGUUGAAGAAGAACACAAAAUGGUCGAAUCUCCAACGAAAAAGUUGAAAUCUGAUCAGGGAAGACCAUUAUGGAGUCGUUUGAAGAAAGCUCUCACUCGAAAACCAAAUAUUUUGAAUGAAAAUGAGAAUUCGAAAAUGAGUGGAAGUGUAUUGAAGAGAAAACUUUCAAAGAAGAGUUUAAUGUUGGCCAAACAAAAGCAAAAUAGUGCAUCGGGUGAGGUGACAUCGACAAGUGCUUCGAAUUUGAUUUCGUAUGCUGUGGAUCAGGAACAUCAGUCAAAUGCCAAUGUGUCUAAUCAAGGUCCUUUGAAGAAACAAAAGAGUUUUGGAGAGCAUUACUUUUCAUCACUCGUUCAUGGUUUUCGACACAAAGAUCAUUCUGAAAGUUCAUCAAAUCCAACUUGUGAAGAUGACAUGAAAUUGAAAAAUCGACAAUUUCAAAUUCAAGACAAUCUUCAAGAAAAGUUCAUGACCAACAUGAAAGAAACAUUUACCACGGGAGAGAAUUUAACCACCAUCUACCAACCACCUCUUCUUCUUGAUUCUCAAUUGUCAAAUGUCACUCAACCAUUUAAGGUUCCUUCCCUUAAUUUGAAAAGUGUUCCACCUCUCUCCCUCAAGACUUUGGAGAAUACACACAACCUUCAAAACACUCCACGUGGUAAUGCUGCUGAAGAAAUGAUUGUUCCAAUUCCAUCUGCAUUGGAAGAAUCUCGAGAAAAAUCAUUUUCAUAUAAUUUUGUUGAAACCAUUCAUACACCUCAUCAUCGAGAGUAUUUUAUCAAACAUUGUGAAAAGGAAUACAAUUCAGAGAAUAUUGAAUUUUGGUGUGAGGUGAGACUUAAAUAUGAGUUUUUGAGGAAUCGAGCUCAACGGUAUGAACAUGCAAUCAAGUUAUUGAAUGGUUAUGUCGAGUUGACUUCUGACAAGGCCAUCAAUAUUGACAAAAAAUCCAUUCUUCUUGUGAAAACACGAGUCAAGGAUGAAACGGAUGAUUUAGUAGAUUUAUUUGAACCUAUUACCAAACAUAUUGAAACAGUCAUGCAAGAUGCUUUUAAAAGAUUUCAACUUUCACCUCUUUAUCAAGAAAUGAUUUCACACCACAAACAAUUAUUGGAAAAGAAUAGUAUUGGACCAACCUCUACGGAUUUAGAUACACCAAGAGGAGCUCAUGCAAAUUUCAAAUCAAAGGUCAUUAACUUUUUAUCACCAAAAGGAAUUUUACAUCAUUGA
Molecule: messenger RNA, 3027 nt
Organism: Naegleria lovaniensis
Lineage: Eukaryota; Heterolobosea; Eutetramitea; Acrasida; Naegleriidae
Exons: 1
Coding region: 1-3027 (1008 amino acids)
Biological process (GO): regulation of G protein-coupled receptor signaling pathway
Source: RefSeq, a predicted model, not a curated record